This is a messenger RNA of Phragmites australis (common reed), 1013 nucleotides long. RefSeq names its product VQ motif-containing protein 22-like. The record is from RefSeq and is a predicted model, not a curated record. The transcript has a single exon. NCBI's taxonomy places the organism in Eukaryota, Viridiplantae, Streptophyta, Magnoliopsida, Poales, Poaceae. The coding region runs from base 49 to 723 and encodes 224 amino acids.
GCCGUCUCCUACUCCUCUUCCGGUACUGCGAAGGAGCUAGCUCUACUAAUGUCCAUGGCGAUGAGCGACACCGACUCCAGCUUUGCGCAAUGGGCCAGGCUCUACGACCACGAGCACAGCAUGGAACCGCCCACCGGUUGCGCGGACGGCGUCGCGGCGGACGCUAACAUCGCCGCCGCCGCCGCGACGAGCCCAACGUCGGCCGGGUCUGGCGGCAGCCCGACCAAGGCCAGCCAGAAGCCCGGCGUCGAGGGGGGCCGGGUUGUCAAGCCGGCGCGGAGGCGGUCCCGCGCGUCGCGCCGCGCGCCCGUGACGCUGCUCAACACGGACACCGCCAACUUCCGCGCCAUGGUGCAGCAGUUCACCGGCAUCCCGGCCCCGCCCGCCGGCUCGUUCGCGGGGCCUGCCGGCGUUCCGGUCAUCAACUUCUCCGCCGACUACGGCUUCCCGCCUCCCUCGGCCGUCAUGUCCUUCGAUCACCUCCACCGGAGCCAUCAGCCUCCGGCGACAAUCCAGGAUCAGCUCCGCAGGCAGCAGCAGUACACCGGCGCGACAUUUGGUUACAACAGCCUGCAUGGCGGCAGCACCGGCGACGUGUUUGCGGCCCACGGGCUCGCGUCGGUGGAGGACAGGAUGCUCCUGCAGAGCAUGCAAGUGGCUCAGAUGCCCCACAUGCCGCCGGCGUCCGCCGCUAACAACAACGCCACUGGGUUCUUUGCAUGAAUAAGGAGUAACUGAUCAAGGUACGUGCGUCCAUGCAUCGAGGAGCUCAUGGGAAGGGAGAGUGAAGAUUAGAAACAAAAGAAAAGGGCUAAUCAGAGUUCAUCAAGUUUCUCAUGGUAUGUGUUUAGUUUGCUUUUCUGCUUGUUCGAUUCAUGCAGUUUAGUUUAUCGGCUGCAGAGAUGUAAAUACUGAUGUAGUUUGUUUGUACUCUGGUCACUCUCCUCGAUAUUUUGGCUCAUCUGAGUUCACUUUCUUGUGCGAUUUCGAUGCCGAUUUGGUGGCGAGGAACA